This is a messenger RNA of Aedes aegypti (yellow fever mosquito), 1891 nucleotides long. RefSeq names its product probable maltase. The coding region runs from base 74 to 1813 and encodes 579 amino acids. The transcript has 3 exons. The record is from RefSeq and is a predicted model, not a curated record. Gene Ontology annotation, biological process: carbohydrate metabolic process. NCBI's taxonomy places the organism in Eukaryota, Metazoa, Arthropoda, Insecta, Diptera, Culicidae.
UUAGCGAACAUGGUCAUCAUUCAACUGACAUCGGUUGCUCUAGGCAUAGAGUGCACUGAUCGGAACAGGCAGAAUGAAGAUCUUUGUUCCACUUCUAAGCUUCCUCCUAGCAGGACUAACCACCGGGUUGGACUGGUGGGAACAUGGAAACUUCUACCAAGUUUACCCAAGAUCCUUCAAGGACUCCGACGGCGACGGUAUCGGGGAUCUGGACGGAGUCACCGAAAAGCUGAAAUAUCUGAAAGACAUCGGCAUGGACGGAGUUUGGUUGUCACCGAUUUUCUCUUCUCCGAUGGCUGAUUUUGGCUAUGACAUCUCGAACUUCCGAGAGAUUCAAACGGAAUACGGGGAUCUAGAUGCUUUCCAGCGGUUGUCCGAUAAGUGUAAGCAGCUGGGCUUGCAUCUAAUUUUAGACUUCGUCCCGAAUCAUACUAGCGACCAACACGAAUAUUUCAAAAAGUCUGUUCAAAAAGAUGAGACAUACAAGGAUUUCUACGUAUGGCAUCCGGGUGUACAUGGUCCGAACAACACCAAGGUACCGCCAUCCAACUGGAUCAGUGUGUUCCGAGGAUCUUCCUGGGAAUGGAAUGAGGAGCGCCAAGAGUUUUAUCUGCAUCAGUUUUUGAAAGAACAACCAGAUCUGAACUACCGCAAUCCUGCCGUAGUGGAAGAGAUGAAGAACGUUCUUCGGUAUUGGCUGGACCGGGGAGUUUCUGGGUUCAGAAUCGAUGCAGUACCGUAUCUUUUCGAGAGCGACAUUAUCGACGGACGAUAUCGUAAUGAACCAGAAAGUCGUACCACUGAUGACCCCGAGAACCCAGCUUAUUUGGUUCAUACGCAAACCAUGGAUCAGCCGGAAACCUACGAUAUGAUCUAUCAAUGGCGUGCGGUAUUGGACGAGUACAGUAAAACGGAUAAUAGAACUCGUAUCAUGAUGACUGAGGGCUACACUAGCCUUCCAAAGAUCAUCGAGUUCUUUGGUAAUGCCACUGCUAACGGAGCACAGAUUCCGUUCAACUUUGAAGUGAUCAGUAAUGUGAAGAAGAACAGCACUGGCGCUGAUUUUGCCACUUAUGUUAAACGCUGGUUGGAUGCUAAACCUGCCAACAGAAGAUCCAAUUGGGUACUUGGAAACCACGACAACAAUCGCUUAGGGUCCCGUUUGGGCGAGAAUAAGAUUGAUUUGUACAACAUCGCUUUACAAACAUUACCGGAUAUUGCCGUCACAUACUACGGUGAGGAAAUCGGAAUGCUCGAUCAGUGGAUUCCUUGGAACGAAACUGUUGAUCCGGCUGCUUGCAGAUCAGAUGAGGCUUCUUAUUCCGCUUACUCUAGAGAUCCUGCCCGUACUCCAAUGCAGUGGGACAGCGGAAAGAACGCAGGUUUCUCUAAGGCGGCCAAGACUUGGCUUCCAGUGGCAGACAAUUACAAGACCCUUAACGUAAAGAUUCAGGAUCGUGCCCGCAAAAGCCAUUUGAAGAUAUUCAAGAAGUUGACCAAGUACCGCAAGCGUCAAAUCUUGACCGAAGGAGACAUCGACAUUAAGGUUUCCGGGGAAAAUCUACUCGUGUACAAACGUAAGGUCGAUAAGGUUGGCUACGUGGUCGUUGCACUGAACUUUGGUACGGAACCUGUAGCGCUGGGUCUUUCCAGUUUGUUUGAUCGAGCUGAUCAGAGAAUGCAAGUAGUGGUAUCGUCGAACAGGGUCUCCACUCCAGAUAACGUAUGGGUAGAUGUGGAUAACUACGUACUAAUCGGAGAGAGUGGCAUCGUGCUGCAAUAUUUAUGGGGAAAGAACCCGAUUGUUUCUUAAUUUUGAAUAGAAUUUUUUGUAGUAUUCUAUAGAAAUGGCACAAUAAACAAUAUUGCAUAUUUGCACAGCUUGAAUCUA